Messenger RNA from Ostertagia ostertagi, 1176 nucleotides. Lineage: Eukaryota; Metazoa; Nematoda; Chromadorea; Rhabditida; Trichostrongylidae. The record is from the annotation of a GenBank genome assembly.
AUGCCUACAUCAACAACACGUCCUCUCUUAACCAUUGAGGACUACCGAACCGAAUCCGCAAUGAAACUGAAAAAGAUGACCAGAGACUACUAUGAGGCCGGUUCAGACGACCAGUUAACGUUAAACAGGAACGAAAACGCAUUCAAAAGGUUUCUGAUUCGCCCGAGGUGCUUACGUGACGUUUCCAGUGUGGACACAUCGGUAGAAUGGUAUGGGAGGAAGCACAGCUUCCCAAUUGGCCUUGCUCCUUCGGCUUUUCAUCGUAUGGCUACAAGAGAUGGCGAACUGAGCACUGUUAAAGGAGCAUCUAUGGCUGGAGCAGUAAUGAUUUGUAGUUCGUGGUCUACAACAGCUAUUGAGGAGGUUGCCAUGCAGGCCCAAGAACAAGGAGUCGAAAUUUGGUUCCAGGUGAUGACAUCCUUUACGUUUACAAGGACAAGACAAAUCACUUCGGGUUUGAUAUCCCGUGCCGAAGCAUGUGGCUGUAAAGCGCUGGUCCUCACAGUAGACGCGCCAGUCCUGGGAAGACGCCUAGCCGAUCUUCGCAAUGCAUUCACGCUUCCAGAUGGGUUGAGAUUUGCAAAUUUCUCCUCGCUGCAGGCGUCAGUGAUGCCAUCGACUAAAGCUGGAUCUUCUGGUUUUAUGGAGUACGUAUCGAACGAGAUCGACCCGUCGAUCAAUUGGGAUACGAUCGAUUGGCUAUUGAAGAGUACAAAGCUGCCGAUCAUUAUCAAGGGUGUGAUGCGAGGCGAUGACGCUGAAGAAGCUGUUCGUCGAGGUGUUCAUGGAAUCAUUGUGUCGAACCAUGGUGGACGACAAAUGGACAGCGCUCCUGCUACUGUCAGUCAAUCUGUAACAUUUACUAUUGAAGUUCUCAGUGAGGUAGUACAUGCAGUUCAAGGAAGAGUUCCGGUGUUUAUUGAUGGAGGUUUUCGAAAUGGUCGUGAUGUGUUCAAAGCGAUAGCUCUCGGUGCUAAGGGAGUCUUCAUAGGACGUCCUGUACUAUGCAGGAGUCUGAUCACUGUAAAGGGAGCUGAAGGCGUCGCUAAAAGUGAUCAAAUUGCUGCAGACGGAAUUGCCCAUACGAUGCAACUCGCAGGUUGUCACUCAGUAGAGGAAAUUCAAGAAAGUCCGGACAUUGUUGUGCAUCAACGAUAUUAUUAUGCGAAGCUAUAA